Molecule: messenger RNA, 1704 nt
Organism: Aedes albopictus (Asian tiger mosquito)
Lineage: Eukaryota; Metazoa; Arthropoda; Insecta; Diptera; Culicidae
Product: glucose dehydrogenase [FAD, quinone]-like
Exons: 1
Coding region: 147-1697 (516 amino acids)
Molecular function (GO): flavin adenine dinucleotide binding; oxidoreductase activity, acting on CH-OH group of donors
Source: RefSeq, a predicted model, not a curated record
UUUGAAACAUUGCACACUCAAGAGCACACUAGUUUAAUUCCGACCAUGGGUGGCAGCAAACAUGGAGCACUUUAUAGCAAAUACUGCAUUUGAAAACGCACCUAAUCAUUGGAAAAUCGUUGUAGAUUGUCGGAUUAGGGUCCAGCAUGAUCCGAUCUGCCGUUGAUUGGCAGUUCACUACGGAACGUUCGAACGAUUCGAGCCUCAGUUUGGAGAAUGGUCCAUUUUGGUCAGCUGGUAAGAUGCUAGGGGGAUCCAGCUCAAUAAAUGCAAUGAUGUACAUUCGAGGCAACCAAGAUGACUACAAUGAAUGGGCAGGCUUGGGCAAUCCUGGCUGGGCGUGGAAGGAUGUAUUGGACUACUUUAUCAAAUCUGAGGACAACAGUGAUCCGGAGACUGUUGCUGGUUAUGGAGGAAAGUAUCAUGGCGUUGGAGGUUAUUUAAGCGUAGAGUAUUAUGGGGAGAAGAAUGUGUACAAUGAAUUACUAAAGCAAGCGACGAUAGACGCAGGGUAUAAGCAGUUGUUGGACUUAAACGGAGAAGAACACAUCGGGUACGGUAGGCUUCAGCUAACGGCAGAAGGAGCAACGCGUGUUAGUACCGCCAAGGCCUUUCUGAAUCCUAUUAAAAAUCGGAAAAACUUACAUGUAAUCAAAAAUGCAUUUGUUGUGUCUUUACAUUAUGAAUCAGAGAAUAUAGUGCGAGGCGUUAAUAUGAUCAUUGAUAACCGAUUCUCUUUGAGGGCCAUUGCAUCGAAGGAAGUUAUCUUGUCGGCAGGUGCGAUAAACACUCCUCAGCUGUUGAUGUUGUCUGGUAUUGGGAGGCGCGAGGAUUUAGAACCAAAUGGCAUACCAGUGCGAGCGGAAUUAAACGUUGGAGGAAAUCUUCAAAACCAUGUGAUUGUGCCGAUAUUCUUUGGAAUAAGAAAGUCGAUUUCUAAUAUUACAGAAAUAAGAAAAGAGACGCUCAAAAAGUUAUUCGAUUUUUCCCUACGCAAUAGAGAUACGUUUAUCUAUCUUAGUAGAACCGAGGCCUUCAUGGGUUUUGCAAACACGGAACAAACAAAUGCUGAAUUUCCAAAUGUGCAAUUCGUCAAUAUGUUUAUCCCUAAAGAUGAUAUUGAUUCGGUACAACCUUAUGCAGAAAUGGGAUACAAAAAGCAUGUCCUGCACUCAAUCAAAACUCAUAUUCAAGAACAAGAUGUAGCAAUAGUAUGGGUGAUUCACAUCGAUCCAAAAUCUCGCGGACGGCUUCGAAUCAAAUCAAACAACCCGUACCAUCAUCCAUCGAUUAGAACGGGUGUUUUCAGCGAUCCGAAUGAUCUACGCGUGCUUCGCGAAGGCGUUCGGAUGCAGCAAAAACUGUUCAGUACGGAGAUUUUCCAAAUCCAUCUAACAAACAUGUUGAGAAUUGAUCUACCAGAGUGUGAAGUGUGGGAGUACAACUCGGACGAUUUCUGGGAAUGCUACAUCAGACACAUGAGCACGACUGUUCAUCACUAUAGUGGUACUGCCAAAAUGGGACCAUGGAGCGAUCCGGAAGCGGUCGUUGACUCACAGUUGAAAGUUUACGGAAUCGAACGUUUGCGGGUUGUCGAUGCUAGCGUGAUGCCGACUGUAACUAGCGGGAAUACCAAUGCUCCCGUCAUAAUGAUCGCCGAAAAAGGCUCUGAUAUGAUAAAGAAUACGUAUCUGUGAAUGUUGA